UUGUUAUCUAUUGGCUGUUACUAACUUGACACGCGUUAGGUUUUUGGUUUUCUUAACAUUUUAAUUUUUUAAUUUAAUGCUGCAAACUGUUAUCUAAUCCUAACUUUACACGCGUAUUUAUAUUUUUUUUUUAUUAACUUUUUCCUCUUUACUAGUUCACUAUUAAUUUGUUACCGAUCUAAUUGAAUUGCUGUUUUCGAGAUUUCUACUCUCAUAGUUCAUACCAAGUGUAAAUACGGCAUCUUAAAGCCUACAAUAUUAUUUUACUGUAAAAUGAAAAUUUGAAAACUUCGGUCUCGUUUAAGUGAUUUCACAUAAUAAUAAUAUAUACUCUGAGGCCUGCACUCUGUAUUUGACAUCAGUCGUAUCUUGUAUAUAUUAUAAUAUUACCAAUGGAGGAGUAUUCCGAAGAAAUAUUUUGCUGUUCUCAGUGGAUCAAAAACGGAAAAUUCGAAAAAGUAUGCAUCCAAUUACCGGACUACAUGUUGUGCAAAAGUGUAUCAAUUUCAUCUGAAUUUGAAAGACUGUUGGCUCACCGUGUAUACAUACUCGGUGAUACAUCCUAUGGCAGCUGUUGUGUUGAUGAAACAGCCGCCCAACACAUAGCUGCUGAUUGUAUCAUUCAUUUUGGACGGUCGUGUCUGACACCAAAUAGUCACCUUCCUGUCUAUUACGUUCUUCCUAAACAGCCGUUAGAUGAUGUCCAGUGUGCCAAUUCGAUAAUCAAAACCUUUGAAACUGAUGAGGGACUUGUUUUGGUAUUGUACGAUGUGGCUUAUCAUCAUGUACGAGAUCAUUUGGCAAAAUCAUUAGCACCUGCAAAAUCAAUAAUAUUAUCUGACAUAGAUUUAAAGGAACAAAAUACUACUAGUUGCACUGUAUCUGAUGGCCAAGAAUAUACAUGCAUAUUUGGAAGACAAUUUCCGAACUUAAAUUACAAAAAUAUUGUUUACAUAGUUCAUGAUAACUACAUGAACAAUGUUGAUAGAUUUAUACUAGAGAAAAAAGAAUGUCAAGUAUAUAUCUAUCAAAAUAGUUGUAAUAUAUUAACCCAACGAAGCUUGUCAUCAGUGAUAAAAAAAAAAAACUUUACAAAAGAAAAGAUAAAAGAUUCUACUCAUAUUGGAAUUCUCAUAUGUAGUUUAAGCAUCAAAGAUUUACUCGAGCGUAUUAAUAGAGUUAAAUGUUUGUGCAAAAAGACAAACAAAAAAUGUUACAUUUUUUCUGUUGGGCGUCCUAACGUUGCCAAAUUAGCUAAUUUUCCAGAAAUUGAAAUCUUUGUGAAUAUUACAUGUGCAGAGGGUGUCAUAGAAAAUCAAAAAGAAUACAUGCAACCAAUUGUUAAUAUUGAUGACAUUGAAUUGGCUUUGGGGACUGAUUACUCAAAUUUACCCGAUAUGUCUUUAGUAACUAACAAAUUAAGAAACAUAACAAUGCCUAAUGAAGAAAUCGAGUUAUCUUCAGCAUUAAAUGUCAGAACAGAUAUGUCAUUAUCAAUGGUUACUCAAAAUAGAACAUGGACAGGGCUCAAUCCACACGACACACGACCUCCAGUUAUAAUAGCUACUGAAGGAAGAAAAGGCACACCGAGCUCUGGAUAUAUAACAUCUGAUUCAGAUCACCGUAGCUAAAGAUAACAGUUUAUGAAUGUGUUUUCCAAAAUAUAAACAUUUCUAUUUUGGUUAAUGAAUUUGAUAAAGUAAUAUUGUUCAAAUUUUUAGUAUAAGAUUUGUUAUUCAAGUAAUAAUUAUUGUAUGUAAGUAAUAAUAAUUUCUUACUUUCAAAUUAAACAUUUUGAUAUAUUU
Messenger RNA from Acyrthosiphon pisum (pea aphid), 1805 nucleotides. RefSeq names its product Diphthamide biosynthesis 2 (gene Dph2). Gene Ontology annotation, molecular function: 2-(3-amino-3-carboxypropyl)histidine synthase activity. Gene Ontology annotation, biological process: protein histidyl modification to diphthamide. The transcript is spliced from 7 exons. Lineage: Eukaryota; Metazoa; Arthropoda; Insecta; Hemiptera; Aphididae. The coding region runs from base 393 to 1631 and encodes 412 amino acids. The record is from RefSeq and is a predicted model, not a curated record.